AGUAGCUGGGCUGAGAGGAAUUAGUGACACAUCCGGCGUUGAGAGGAGUAGGUGGUGUGAGUGGCAGAGUGAGGGCUGUGUUCUGCAGACUCCGGCACCAUGAACGUGUUUGAUCGGAAGAUCAACUUUGAUGCGCUCUUAAAAUUUUCCCACAUCACACCUUCUACACAGCAGCACCUGAAGAAGGUCUAUGCCAGUUUUGCCCUCUGCAUGUUUGUGGCGGCUGCAGGGGCCUAUGUCCAUGUGGUCACCCGUUUCAUUCAGGCUGGCUUGCUUUCAGCCUUGGGUUCUUUGGGAUUGAUGAUAUGGCUGAUGGCAACACCACACAGUCAUGAAACUGAGCAGAAGAGACUGGGCCUUCUGGCUGGAUUUGCUUUCCUUACAGGAGUUGGUUUGGGCCCUGCCCUGGACUUAUGCAUUGCUAUCAACCCCAGCAUUAUUCCUACCUCCUUCCUUGGCACAGCAAUGAUCUUCAGCUGCUUCACCUUGAGUGCACUCUAUGCUAGGCGUCGCAGCUACCUCUUCCUAGGAGGUAUCUUGAUGUCAGCCAUGAGCCUGAUGCUGUUUUCCUCCCUUGGAAACCUCUUCUUUGGAUCUUUUUGGCUGUUCCAGGCGAAUCUGUAUGUGGGACUUGUGGUCAUGUGUGGCUUUGUCCUUUUUGAUACUCAACUCAUAAUUGAAAAAGCUGAGAAUGGAGAUAAGGAUUAUAUCUGGCACUGUGUUGACCUCUUCCUGGAUUUUGUCACCCUCUUCCGGAAACUCAUGAUGAUCCUAGCAAUGAACGAAAAGGACAAGAAGAAAGAGAAGAAGUAAGACAGCUGUUCAGCCUUUCCCUCUUUGGCUCCCUUCCCUCAUCCUCUCAUUUUCUCUUUGCACACAUUACAGGUGGCGUGUUCUGUGAUAAUGAAAAGCAUCAGAAAAGCUUUUGUACUUUGUGGUUUUCUCUGUUUUGAGUUUUUUUUUUUUAAUCGGAAAACUGAUUAGCAGAUUCUAAUUUGGAGUUUGGCUUCAUGUUCCCUGGGAUUCCAUAUCUCUCCUUUGUCCUUCGGCAGUCAGUCCCUGGUAUGUGAAGAGUAACUGCAACCAAGCAGGAGGAGCAAGUUCCAGGAGUCUUCUUGAUGACAGUACUUUAUUGGUGGAUUUGAAAUUUUUCCUUGCAAAGCCUCCUCUUCUCACUUAGCAUUAUUUGGGUUUAAUAACCAUUCCUGUGGGUGGGAGAUAAAGGCAGUGUGUGUUUUACAAGUUGAAUAGAAACUUCCUUGGACAAUAGAGAUUUCUGAAACCCAUA
Messenger RNA from Vombatus ursinus (common wombat), 1288 nucleotides. RefSeq names its product transmembrane BAX inhibitor motif containing 6 (gene TMBIM6). Gene Ontology annotation, cellular component: mitochondrial membrane. The record is from RefSeq and is a predicted model, not a curated record. Gene Ontology annotation, biological process: cellular response to unfolded protein; negative regulation of RNA splicing; negative regulation of apoptotic signaling pathway. The transcript has 10 exons. Gene Ontology annotation, molecular function: enzyme binding. The coding region runs from base 100 to 813 and encodes 237 amino acids. NCBI's taxonomy places the organism in Eukaryota, Metazoa, Chordata, Mammalia, Diprotodontia, Vombatidae.